AUGGCUCAUAUCGAUCGAGCCAACAUCGGGAAUGCGAAGAUUGAGGGCAUGGACAAGGACCUGGCCCUGGUAGGGAAUCAAUACAACAUUGCGUCGACUAUCUUUUUUGCCCCCUACAUUGUUUUCGAGAUCCCGUCCAAUAUGAUUUUGAAAAAGGUUCGCCCUUGUAUCUGGCUCUCAGCGCUGGUCAUCGGUUGGGGUACCAUCAUGACGUGUAUGGGGGUCGUCAAGAACUUCGAAGGUCUAGUUGCCUGUCGAGUGAUGUUGGGAUUUGUCGAGGCCGGGUUCUUCCCCGGUGCCGUCUACAUAGUCAGCUCGUGGUACAUUCGCACGGAGCUUCAAGAACGCCUUGCCCUCUUCUACACAGCGUCCGCCUUUUCCGGUGCAUUCAGCGGCCUCCUCGCAUUUGCUAUCGCCAAGCUUGACGGAGCGCGAGGUAUUGCAGGAUGGCGCUGGAUCUUUCUGAUCGAGGGCGCCAUCACCGUUGCUGCAGGGCUCGCGAUGCCCUUCCUCAUCGUCGAGAGCGCAGAACGGGCCAGCUGGCUCACCCCGGAAGAGAAGCGGUUUGUUCACUGCCGCUUGCGUCUCGCCGGCGUCCGCACGGCCACGGAAGAAGGCGACAAGUUCUCCUGGCGUCUGUUAUGGUCCACGCUCACAGACUUGAAAGUCAACCUGGCCAUUCUAAUGUCCUGGGCCAAUGCGGCGCCCACGUCGGCGUUCAAAUUCACCAUGCCGAAGAUCAUCACCGAGCUGGGGUUCAGCUCCGCGCGAGCCCAGUUACUGAGUAUCCCCCCAUAUGUGGCUGGAGGUAUCUCAGCCUGGGUGGUCGGUCGGUUUUCGGAUCGGUUUGCGUGGCGAUUCCCGUUUGUCAUAGGACCGAUGAGCGUACUGCUCACAGGGCUGGCAAUUCUGUUCUCAUUUUCGUCGUCGAUCGCCAGUCAUGUCCCGGUCAUGUACUUCGCCAUCGUCCUGGCCCAGAUCGGUAUCUAUCCUCUCCUUCCGGGAAUAUCGGCAUGGACGGGGAAUAACCUCGCUCCGUCAUGGAAGCGAUCUAUCGGGCUGGCGUGGGUACUUGCAGCGGGGAAUUUUGGCAGCUUAAUUGGCACGAACAUCUUCCUAGACAAAGAAGCGCCGGUGUAUAAGUCCGGGUACGCCACCUGUUUGGCAAUCGUGGUUCUCGGCAUGAUCGCGGCGGCAACGAACGAGGUUCUUCUCUUACAAUGCAACAAGCAGAGGGCAGGUGUUUCCGAAGAGGAUGUGCGAGCUCAGUUUACGCAGGAAGAGCUGGAUCGGCAGGGCGAUAAGAGUGUUUUGUACAAAUAUACCCUGUAG
Aspergillus melleus is the source of this 1332-nucleotide messenger RNA. RefSeq lists its product as uncharacterized. Gene Ontology annotation, cellular component: membrane. NCBI's taxonomy places the organism in Eukaryota, Fungi, Ascomycota, Eurotiomycetes, Eurotiales, Aspergillaceae. The transcript is spliced from 4 exons. Bases 1 to 1332 code for a protein of 443 amino acids. The record is from RefSeq and is a predicted model, not a curated record. Gene Ontology annotation, biological process: transmembrane transport. Gene Ontology annotation, molecular function: transmembrane transporter activity.